AUGGAUUUACUACUCGCCGAGGAGGCCGGACGGGCGCUGGACAUUGCUGAGAUCCUCAGCAGCCUGCGAAAAUUUGACCAGGACCAUCUGCAACCCAUCACCCUGGCCAUCACGGGACUGAACGACCUCAGCUGGGCUCUCCGCGAACUCAACGACCAGAUUGAUCUCGCUGGAGGUGAGGUGACUCGAGUCUUCGCCACCGAUCUUACCCUUCUCCAACACAGUGUUGCUUUUACCCUUCAGGAUGUCUGGCACAUAUUGGGCAAAAUCCGACCCGAUGCCACCAAGCUCGACUAUCGCAACGCCUGGAAGGAAGUUACACGGUACUGUCACACCAUGGGCAAGCAGACCUUUGACAUGCGCCUGUCGACCUAUAAAUUAUUCACUUUUGGGCUAUGCAGGGUAUUGAAAAGACAAACCUAUAGUCGCCGAGAAAUCGAAGACCUCCGCCACGAAAUCAACGACCUACAGUCCCUACAACGCAGCAAUAGACGAUUGAUCACGCCCACCGAAACCUUUGCAAAUCUCUCUCUGGUUCCAGUCCAGAGAACCGUAAUCCAACCAAAAUCGCACGAACGGAUCAGACCCCAAAACCCACGACCAAUGUCACCAGCAUCUUCCCACGACAGCUAUGAAACCUACCAAAAUGUGUCCGUGCCGAGUCCGCCUCCCUUAUCUCCCACCACGACGUUUUCCACCACUAGUCAUGCCUCCAGUGUGGAUGCAGACAUAGGACAUUGGGCCACUACCAUAUUCAAUAAUUUACCAACCACCAUACUCGAAGAUGACCCCGAAAUUUCACGGUGCUUUGGAGACAGCGCAGGCAAAUGCCGCAGUUUGCCAGAUCCCGAGUUCGAGCGUAUUCUACAGAUGAAAUUCCCGGGCGGCCUCCGCGUCAAGUUAUAUUGGCGACCUCGCGAUUACCGUUGCAAGAUUGUAUGUGAAUGGCCGGAAAGCCGUCGCAGCGUUCGAUGGUCAUGUCUGCCUCUCAGUGAAUUACAUAUUCGUCGAGCCGGUCCUUUUCUCUACCUCUGUCGGCCCACCGUUACGGCGCCGAGUACCUGCUGGGCAAGUCUCAAGUUUACCUCGUAUGAAUGGCUGGUCAUCUUUCACUGCUCCUUCUUGUCCCUGAGGUCGCACGACGGCGUGAGACAUGUCAACAAUGGUCUCGAUCACGUGUUGAAGGGUGAAACCCUCAACUUCGCUGGGGCGAUCCGAGAUAGCGGCUUCAAGCACGCCCUCCGUCUUUAUCGCGACAAAUCAACUGAUGCGAUACGACUGGAGGCAUCGGCCUUGGACGGUGAUAUGAAGCACAGCUGCCCCAUCUGGACAGCGUUUAUAACUCACCAUGUCACUUCUCCCACCUGGCUUCGGUGGUCCAAGAACAGUUACACAGUAUACUUGGCCCAACUUCAACGACAUGUCUUUUCUUCCGAAUAUGUGCCUCACAUGGCUGCCAAUGGUGAACAUUUUUUGGAUUUUGAACUACUCACAGAUGCGGAGGACUUUGUCAAGACGAUCGAAGACUUUGGCGACGAAUAUCGAGGCGUACGGGCGGCGCCGUGACCACCUUUUUGAGAACACCAUGACUUAUUUACGGUACGACCAAUGACUUAUGACCUUGAUGACCACUUACGGAAUGACGACGACGACGACGAUGAUGACGAUAACGACGAAAACGAGGACAGGGAAAAAGUGUUAUUCGACUCGUCACGAUGCGUCGAGGCUUGGGUUCCUUGAAUACCCUCUGUGCAUCUUUUUUCCUUAUCAUCGUAUUUUCUUUUUCUCCCUUCUCAGCUCAAGUUUCAAUUCUGGGAACCUACCUGAGGUAGUUAGUUAUUGCUUUGUGUCUCUAUCCCCCAAAGAUUGCGUCAAGUAUUCAGAGCCAGCGAUUACAGCAGCAGCGAGUUGAUCGGCGGCGAGACUCUUGGUUUCGUGUUUUUACGGGUGGCUUGUUGACUUGAGUAAACAAC
This is a messenger RNA of Exophiala oligosperma, 1973 nucleotides long. RefSeq lists its product as uncharacterized. Bases 1 to 1566 code for a protein of 521 amino acids. The transcript is spliced from 9 exons. The record is from RefSeq and is a predicted model, not a curated record. NCBI's taxonomy places the organism in Eukaryota, Fungi, Ascomycota, Eurotiomycetes, Chaetothyriales, Herpotrichiellaceae.